This is a messenger RNA of Podospora bellae-mahoneyi, 1245 nucleotides long. It is a transcript of the gene DAD1, whose product is annotated as Dolichyl-diphosphooligosaccharide-protein glycosyltransferase subunit dad1. Lineage: Eukaryota; Fungi; Ascomycota; Sordariomycetes; Sordariales; Podosporaceae. Bases 223 to 609 code for a protein of 128 amino acids. Gene Ontology annotation, molecular function: microtubule plus-end binding. The transcript is spliced from 2 exons. Gene Ontology annotation, cellular component: DASH complex; spindle microtubule; mitotic spindle pole body. The record is from RefSeq and is a predicted model, not a curated record.
GGGUUAGGGUUGCGUCGCCUCAACUGUCUCGCAAUCAACCCCGCAGCCCGAUUCGCGUCCGUCACGUCACACACACCCUCGCUGCUUUUAUCCAAGCUAUCUGUCACAUUUCAGUGCUGUUUCGAUUAAACGACCUUGCUGCCCCUCACUGUGAACCACCCACUGCGACCACCUCUCGAGCUUUAACAAGCACCUACAAGCCAAGCAAAAGCCCAGCCCAAAAUGUCCCAACGGCAACGCUCCCACUCUGUCUCUGGACCAACAGCGGCAGCAGGAGAAGGGGGAACAAGGGAAAAGACAUAUUUUGAGUUUCAGAGGGAGGAGCUCAUAUCAGAGAUUGCCAUGAGCUUCGAGCACAUCCUAGCCAACAUCAACAAGCUGAACCGCUCGCUCGAGGCCGUCAUCGCCGUGGGAAAUGAAUUCAGCUCUGUGGAAGCGUUAUGGAGCACGUUUGAGAAUGUGAUGGCCAAGGAGGAGGAGGAGGAGGGCGAUGGGCAAGAAGGGCACGACGAAGGGCACGACGAAGCAGAGGAAGAGGGAGGUGAUGAGAUGGAGGGGGUGGAACAUGAGGGGGAUUCGAGAUAUGAGGAAGAGCAAAGUAGGGUAUGAGUCGAAUAUGGGCAGGCAGUAGGGAAAAGGCCUUGGCGUUUUGACGGAGUUAUUGGCAUUCUAAAUGAUACCCCCUUUUUAUUCGCAAAAUACAUACCAGCCAUGGACGACGCACACCAGGGUCAGGGCAAAGGUGUGAACACAUAAAAACAUCGAUUCUUCUCUCCUCUACUUCUGCCCCCCCUAAUCCAUGCCUGUGCUAUACAUUCCCAAAUAUCCAUCUCUCGUUUCUCUCCUUCGGGGUAUCUAAAAGAAAAGCUCACACUCCAUCUUUGUAAUCAACCUCUUCUAAUCAAAAACUAAAAGAAGAGAAAGGGGGGACGCUUUGAGGAGGGUAGGUGAGGUUUCUCUCUUUCAAAAUACUCCGAUCAAUCCAACAACACGCACACAACAGUCGACCGCAAAACUUGAAUAUACCAUCAGAUAAUUUCCUUGCUUUAUCCGUAGCCUCUGGCACCUGAUCCUUGUUGCCUUCCUACCCUUCCUUAUCCCAGCCGUCCGUCUCUCCCAUGCACCGUCAUCACCAAGUCGUCCCUUUGCCCUGCCCUCUGUCCCAACUCCCUCUUCACCUUCCACCACCCCCAACAAACCAUCUCAAAUAACAAAACAAGCAGCCACACAAGAAAAAUAGACAGU